AUGUCUGACAAAUCUCACAACAUAGUACAUAUUAUGUGGUUGUACUUGUUGAGAGGUUUGCAAGAGACAGGACAAUAUAGUUGGGGUUCAACAUGCUUAGCAACACUUUAUAGAGAAUUGUGUCGUGCAUCUGAACCCGGUGUUAUGUCGAUCGGGGGAUGUUCACAUCUACUUCCAACGUGGGCAUGGUACCAUAUGCCGUUUCUUGCACCAAUAAGUAAUCUUGAGCCUCAUUUUCCAUUCUCAAAAAGAUAUAGUGGAAAGGGUAUGAAAUUUGGCGAUACACCUCGUUAUCAUACCGCUGGAUAUCGAUCAAAAAUUGAUCACAUGACCUUUAUUUGGAGACAAUAUAUAGGUCUAACAUACGAUUAUCCAGAAGACAAUUGGCUAUGGAAUGCAUCUACAUAUUUAAUUUGUUUCUACAUAAUAGAAAUGCAUCAAACUGAUAGAGUUAAACUACAAUUUGGACUACCUCAAGAAAUUCCACAUCCUCCAAGGAACAUGAUAAAGUAUCAUAAGGUAGAUUUGCAUAAACAAGUUGACUAUAGUUGGACAUUAUUCUACGAAAAUGAGAACAAAGAGUGGAAUGAACGAGAGAAUCAUAUUCUUAAUGGCCAACCUCUAAAUGUUGAAUUCAAACCAAGUUAUGAAUACAUGGUUUGGUUUUGUAAAAAUUCUAAACGAUUUAUUUCUGUAGAAAACCAAUUGGCUGAUCCUCGUGUCAAUCCACCUCAACCUCCACCACAAUCUAGUGGAAGUAGUUCUUCUGCAGCACUUCCUCCUAGACAUCCUCCACAACAAGAAGACGAAGAUCAAGAAGAAGAAGAAGAAGAACAACAGCAACAAACUCGUGAUGUACCAAGGCGUCGCCAAAAUUCCGUACGUGUGAGAAAACCUCGACAAUGUGGUACCGGAGGCCACCUUCAACAUUAA
Molecule: messenger RNA, 933 nt
Organism: Cicer arietinum (chickpea)
Lineage: Eukaryota; Viridiplantae; Streptophyta; Magnoliopsida; Fabales; Fabaceae
Source: RefSeq, a predicted model, not a curated record